Messenger RNA from Bombyx mandarina (wild silkworm), 1900 nucleotides. RefSeq names its product F-box/WD repeat-containing protein 9. Lineage: Eukaryota; Metazoa; Arthropoda; Insecta; Lepidoptera; Bombycidae. Gene Ontology annotation, molecular function: protein binding. The record is from RefSeq and is a predicted model, not a curated record.
UCAUAAACAAAACAGUAAUUUUCAUCUUUGGUAAAUAAUAAUGUUGCUGAUUUUUUCAAUGCGUGUAAAUAUCAAAAUAAAAAUUAUAUUAUAAUAUUAAUUGUAUUAAGUUCAAACUGAGUUCAUCAACUGAACCAAUUUGAAUUUUCUAUAUUUAAAACUUAAGCAAACUAAACAAAAUGUCCUAAACUCUCGCUAGGAAAUUUGCAUUUGCGCAAAAACUUGCGUUGCAGUUAAACCGUCGACGGCUGCAACAAACCGAGACAAAAGAUAGAUAUUGCACUCCUAAGUAUCUAAAAGCUUCGAUCAACUUCCGAAACUAUAUUUAUUCAAAAAUGUGUGAGCUACUGCAAUCAGUCAAAGAACAAAUAACAGAGAUAGAAAAUGAAAUUACUGCAAAUAAAUAUCAACUAGAUGAACCAAAUUUAAUUGACAUGCCUGUUGAAAUUUUCCUACAAAUAUGUUCAUUUUUGGAUGCAUAUUUUCUCAAAAAUACACUCAGUAAGGUGUGUCUACGGUUUUGUGACAUACUAGCCGACGAUCAACUAUGGAAGCAUUGGGUACAGAAUAAAAUUAAGGGAAAAUUUCCCCCAGUAGGUGAUUUAAAAAAAUGGAAUGUUAAUCCUGCAGACUGGCAGGAUUUAUAUAUUGCAAUGGAAGUAGAAAAUAAAACUUGGUGUAAUGUUGAAGAAACCAUGAAACAUAUGGUUGUAAAAGAUGUACAUUUUGCAUCAGUUGAUGCUGUGUUGUUAGUGAAUAAUGGAGAAUUGUGUAUAUCAGGAGGUAGGGAUAGAGGAAUGGCGUUGUGGAAUGUUUCGGACAUUAGUGCAAAAAGUGAAACAAAUGACGGAGUAACAUCACUAACGGACACCAAACCAAAACAUUUAAGACAUGAUGCUCAUGCAGGCUGGGUAUGGGACUUGGCAGCAGAUGUUGUGAACUCCGCUUCCAAAGUUUAUUCUGCAUCUUGGGAUAAUACUGUGAAAGCAUGGGACUUAGCUACUGGAUUUCAGUGUAUCCAAACAUUUCAAUGUGGAAUGGCCGCAUUAUCCGUGGUAACAGUUGGAAGUGAAACUCUUGCUGGACUGUACUCAAAAAAUAUACUUUCUUUCGACUUACGUUCGGGCUCCGGUCCCAUUUAUGUUUACACACCGCACAAAGGCCCCGUGUUGGGUCUUGAUGAGUACGACAACUUGAUUGCUUCUAUAAGUGAAGACAAAACACUCGCUGUUUGGGAUAGACGCGCCGGAAAAAUCUUAAUGCAAGAUAUAAAAAUACCCACUGGAAAAGCCUACCCGGUUUGUUUGAGUUGGGGCCCCGCCGCUCUGUAUAUAGGCGAUUCUAAAGGCGCCCUGCAUUUAUUUAAUCCGGAAACCCUGAAGUUUGUGCAUUCGGUUCGAGCAUGGCCGCAAAACCAACCAAAUAAUACUUACUGUAAGGUAACAGCGUGUCACCAGAGCGAAAGCAACUUGAUUCUUUGCUCGGACAAAGGAGAAAUAAAGUUUAUGUACAAUUGCUAUCCGCCUCAAGAAUUUACAACAGUCACUAGCACUACAUCUGAAGUUACACAGUUGCAGUAUCUCAAUGGAGUUUUAGUCAUCGGAACCUGCGACUCCGCGUUAGAAUUUUGGGUGCCGAAAGAUAAAUUUCCGUGAAAUUUAGGACUACAGGAACAUUACCAACAUAAUAAAGUAUGUAACAUACUAAUAACAAAUUCCUGUUUCCAAUUCAUUAAUAACUGGCUAAUAUUAAUUUUAUGAGUUUAACUUGUAUUUUUAUAUUGGUUGUCUUGCAUAAUUUAAAAAAUAAUAAUUAUAUGUUGUGUUGACUAAUUAGUACUAUUAAUAUAUAAAUGUUACUAAUUAUGGAAGACUGACUUAGACUAAAUUAUAUAUUUGUA